CGAGUCCCAAAUCCCACCCAUUAAGCACCGCGCCUUGAAUCGCUUCUUCGUCUCUCCCCAUCGCCAGAGAGAUCUAGGGUUCCUAGAUCUCCUCCGCUUCCAAUGGCCUCCAAGAUCGUCAUCGCCCUCGUCUUCCUUUUCGAUCUCAUCGCAUUCGCCCUCGCCAUCGCCGCCGAGCAGCGCCGCAGCACAGCGACGGUUCAGCCGGAUAGCGAGAAGAACUACGACUACUGCGUCUAUGAUUCUGAUAUAGCGACAGGGUAUGGCGUCGGCGCGCUGCUCUUCCUGCUUGCGAGCCAAGUGCUGGUGAUGGCAGUCAGCAAGUGCUUCUGCUGCGGCCGUGCUCUCCAUCCGGGUGGAUCUCGUGCCUGCGCCCUAAUUCUCUUCCUCACCUGCUGGGUGACCUUCAUCAUCGCGGAGGCAUGCUUGCUUGCAGGGGCGGUGAGAAACGCGUACCACACCAGGUACCGCACAUUGUUCGUCAAUGGCCCACCGUCGUGUGAGACGCUUCGCAAGGGCGUGUUCGCCGCCGGCGCCGCUUUCGUGUUCUUCACGGCCAUCCUCUCGGAGUUCUACUACUUCUCCUUCUCCAAAGCCAAUGACUCCGGCGUGCCAGCCUACGGCUAUGGCAAGGAAUCAACCGUUGGGAUGAGCCCUUACACUUGAGAUCCAUUCCAUCGGACGGCCAGGAUUCGCGGCUUCUUGUUUGGUAACUAUGAUCGCUUACCUUUAUAAUCAUAUUGUCUUGCCAUGCAGUGUAGUUAUUAGCAGUAUAUGGUUUGUUUUAUUUUAUUUUAUUUUAUUUUUUUACUGUAUGGGGUGGAGGCUGGAGCUUUCUUGUUAUUAUUAGUAUAAUAUAAAUAUAAUAUGUCGUUUUAUUUUAAUUAAUUGGUUUUUUGGUGCA
Molecule: messenger RNA, 904 nt
Organism: Dioscorea cayenensis subsp. rotundata (Guinea yam)
Lineage: Eukaryota; Viridiplantae; Streptophyta; Magnoliopsida; Dioscoreales; Dioscoreaceae
Exons: 3
Coding region: 103-666 (187 amino acids)
Source: RefSeq, a predicted model, not a curated record